UUGUUUGAAUAAUACCAGAAACAUAAAUUAUAGUAACUCAAAUAUUUUGUUUAUUAUCAAUAUCUAUAAUUCUAUCACACAUUCAAAUUUAAGACACGUAUUAUUUUGCAUAUUUAUCAUAGUUAUAUAUUUUAAGUAUAAUUUAUACAAAGGAUAAUUACAAAAAAUCAAAAAUUUUCAUUUAAUUUUUUAUUAUGGAACCACAGUAUAACAACAAAAGUACAGCUGUGAAACGUUUAAUGAGAGAAGCAAUUGAACUCUCACAACCUACUGAUGAAUACAGUGCACAUCCAUUGGAAGACAAUUUGUUUGAAUGGCACUUUACCAUGAGAGGACCACAAUCUUCUGAGUUUGAAGGGGGGAUUUAUCAUGGUAGAAUUUUAUUACCAUCAGAAUAUCCAAUGAAACCACCUAAUAUUAUAUUACUUACUCCUAAUGGAAGAUGGGAAACAAAUAAAAAAAUAUGUCUAAGUAUAUCUAGUCAUCACCCUGAAACUUGGCAACCAUCUUGGUCAAUAAGAACAGCUCUAUUAGCAUUGAUAGCUUUUAUGCCUACAAAUGGACGUGGAACAUUAGGAUCACUUGAGUAUACCCCAGAAGAGCGUCAAAAUUUGGCAAAAAAAUCUAAAACUUGGGAUUGUGAAAAUUGUGGUAAAAUAUCUAAUUUAUUAGCUGAAAAUAAGGCUAAACCUAUAACUAAAGAAGAAAGUGAACUUAUAAGUAAUUUGUUGUUUAAGGAAGAAGAUAUCGAACAGGAGUCAAAGCAGCCUGAUAAAGAUGUAAAUGAAUUUUCUGAAAUAACUAAUCAGUCAAUAACCAUUAAUUUUACAACUUCAAAUUUUCUCAAAGAUGCUAUAUGUUCAGAUGUAGGCAUUUACCUUAUGUAUUUUAUCAUAACUCUAAUUGGUGUAUUAGUAGCUCGGAGAUUUUAUAGUGUCUAAAUUAUAUUUAUUGUAAUUGAUUUAAAGAAACCUUAUUGUCUUAAAACGUUAUUCCUUUUAUCAUUAAAUUAUCAUUGAAAAAUUUUCUUAAAUAUUA
Messenger RNA from Daktulosphaira vitifoliae (grape phylloxera), 1038 nucleotides. RefSeq names its product ubiquitin-conjugating enzyme E2 J1-like. The coding region runs from base 195 to 941 and encodes 248 amino acids. The record is from RefSeq and is a predicted model, not a curated record. The transcript is spliced from 5 exons. NCBI's taxonomy places the organism in Eukaryota, Metazoa, Arthropoda, Insecta, Hemiptera, Phylloxeridae.